AUGGCGGGGUCCGGGGUGGUGUCCAGGGGGGCAGCGGACGGCUCCAUCUCUUGCGGGGCGGCGGGAAGCGGCCGGCGGCUGUGGCAGCGGAGCGAGGAGAGAGCGGAGCAUCCAGCCCGGGUGCGAGCCCGGGGGGAGGAGGAGACUCCGGCUCAGAGCAUCAGGGAAGACGAGGGCAGGCAGCAAACAAACUCCGGUUGCUCCGCUCCCCGCGGCCGCCUCAUCACUGCCCGCGCCGGCGGCGGAGAGGGGCAGGGGGGGAGCGGUGCCGCCUCCCGGCGCUGCCCGUCCCCUCCCCGCCCCAGGGAGCUCCUUCGGCGGCGGGAGCGGCUUGGGAAGAGCGGGAGACUCGUCAGCCUCCCCUCGCCAUGGCAGGCUCUGCCGCCUCCUCCUCCUCCUCCCGAAGCCUUAGAGCGAAGAGCUGUCCAGGGACUGUCCAAACCCGGAGCCCUCCCGUCGCUCCCGCGGGCUGCGGAUGCGGGCCCUGCGGAGCGAGGCUCCGUCCGCCUCGCCCUCCCUCACACAGAGAUAUGGAUAUGGUGGAUGGGUACAGCUGGAUCAUCACUGCAAGGGGUCACAGUCCAAGCCCUUUCCACAGUCCCUGUGAUGUUCAGCUACUGGGCCAAACCUCAGGAUACUUUAGACCUAGCCCAGAUAUUAAACAAUGACUUGGCUGCUACAGUAAAGAAGUACCCCAAGAGGUUUGUGGGUCUGGGCACGUUACCCCUGCAAGCUCCAGACCUGGCUGUGAAGGAAAUGCAUCGCUGUGUGAAGGAGCUGGGAUUUCCUGGAGUGCAAAUAGGAUCUCAUGUCAACGAGUGGGACCUGAAUGCCCCAGAGCUGUAUGAUGUUUAUGCUGCUGCUGAAAAAUUGAAUUGCUGUCUCUUUGUGCAUCCCUGGGACAUGCAGAUAGAUGGGAGGAUGUCCAAAUAUUGGUUUCCUUGGCUAAUAGGCAUGCCAACAGAAACAACCAUGGCCAUUUGCUCCAUGAUUAUGGGUGGAAUUUUUGAAAAGUUUCCUAAGCUGAAAGUUUGCUUUGCACAUGGAGGUGGAGCUUUUCCAUACACAGUGGGGAGAAUCUCCCAUGGAUUCAACGUGCGCCCUGACUUGUGUGCGAUGGAUAACAAGGUGGAUCCAAAGAAAUACCUUGGCUCAUUUUACACAGACUCUCUUGUCCAUGACCCUGGUGCACUAAGGCUGUUAACAAGUGUCAUAGGAGAGGACAAAGUCAUUUUGGGGACAGAUUACCCUUUCCCACUUGGGGAACUGGAACCUGGAAAAUUGAUUGAUUCGAUGGACGAUUUUGACCAUAAACUGAAGGAUAAACUCAAGGCUGGAAAUGCUCUGGAAUUUUUGGGUCUUAGCAGAAAACAAUUUGAAUAAUUAAGAAGAUACCAAAGAGGGUAAACUAUGGAAACAAUGCUGGAUCCUUAGGGAUGCUUCUGUUGGCAUGUGCAAUUGUACAGGUGAAAAAGAAAUUUGACAAGUAUCUAAGUCUCCCGUAGGUACUGGAAAUGAGUGUGCACAGGUAUUGCUGUGCAUUUGAGGAUUUAGGCUGUUUAAACAAUUCUGAAAUCUCUGCUUUCGUAAUAAAGGAGAGAUUUCACCUUUUGCAGUUGUAAUAAGAAUCUCUGAAUUAUAAUGAAUGCCAUGUUAUUAGGACUUGAUUCUCAGGAAGGAAAGAGCUGAGAAAACUAUAUACCCAUUAUAUUUCAGUCUUUGUUAUGAGCAAUAAACAGAAUUUGAAAGAAUCUUAAAACAGAAUUUAAGCAGAACUUUGUUGAUGCCCAAUAAAAGGUAACAUUUGCCUGUAUCCACUGCUGGGAAGUGCAUCAUGUCACACUCAGCUCAGCACUACAAGGGUGGGCACUGAUGCUUUGUCAGUGUUGUGACAGGAUGAAAAAGUCUAUGUGGGGAACUUUACAUUUCAGCUGCCACCUACACCACUGUCAACUUAUUCAUCAGAAACAAUCUGGACAAUAUGGUUGUAGGUGCAGAAAGAAUGUAUUUUGUGUGGGUAAUACUUGAUAUGUCACUGUCACUAUCAAAAUAAAUACUAGUGUUUAGCAACA
This is a messenger RNA of Pseudopipra pipra, 2072 nucleotides long. RefSeq names its product aminocarboxymuconate semialdehyde decarboxylase (gene ACMSD). Gene Ontology annotation, cellular component: cytoplasm; cytosol. The record is from RefSeq and is a predicted model, not a curated record. Bases 1 to 1383 code for a protein of 460 amino acids. The transcript is spliced from 9 exons. Gene Ontology annotation, molecular function: carboxy-lyase activity; hydrolase activity. Lineage: Eukaryota; Metazoa; Chordata; Aves; Passeriformes; Pipridae. Gene Ontology annotation, biological process: secondary metabolic process.